AUGUCUCUCCUCUCCGCCCACCUCGAACAAAUCGCCUACUCCUGUCAAGGCAUCGACGCCCUCCACUUCCCUCCUCCCAAGAUAUUCACAAACGCCCUCCUGUCCAGCCACGACAUCACAUGCCUCAUCCGCGACACCGAAGCCCAUGAGCGCGCCCUCUUCUCCGUUCCGCCGCCACCGCCCCCCUCUGCCUCCCUCCGCAGCCCCGACCUCGAGUCCCAGCCCUCCGCCAACCGCCGUCAGACCGUCUUCAAUGUCGCCGAGGGCGAGGUGACGGCCGCCGGCCCCGGUCGCGGCUCCACCCACCCACGCCGCCGCACCGCCGUCGCCGCCGUCCUGGGCGGCGAGAUGCACGAGCAGCUGCGCGCCGAUCGCAAGGGAGACGUCGACGUCGACGUGCUGCUCCGCGGCGCCGAGAAGCUCUGCGGCGUCUAUGAGCUGCCCGGCGCCCGCGAGCGCAUCGCUGCCCUGCGAAGCCGCUAUCGCAACGGUAAAAACACCACCGCCUACUACGAAGCAAAGGUCGCCGAGCAGGCCGAGCAGCUUGCAAGCAUGAACAAGGGCUGGCUCGGCGACGACGACGACGACGAGCAGCAACACCAAGCCCCCGAGGACGAGAGCGAGCUCUGGACCGAGGCUGACUUGCGCCGAGAAGAGGACGAGGCGCGCGAGAUGGAGCUCAAGAAAAAGGAGCUGCAGGCAAGGUUACUGGCCAUGGACAAAGACCUCGGAGGGCUCUUGAAUAUGUGA
This is a messenger RNA of Hirsutella rhossiliensis, 750 nucleotides long. Its product is annotated as DASH complex subunit spc34 domain-containing protein. Gene Ontology annotation, biological process: attachment of spindle microtubules to kinetochore. The coding region runs from base 1 to 750 and encodes 249 amino acids. Lineage: Eukaryota; Fungi; Ascomycota; Sordariomycetes; Hypocreales; Ophiocordycipitaceae. Gene Ontology annotation, cellular component: spindle microtubule; DASH complex. The record is from RefSeq and is a predicted model, not a curated record. The transcript has 2 exons.